Messenger RNA from Neohortaea acidophila, 3783 nucleotides. RefSeq names its product Spc7 kinetochore protein-domain-containing protein. The transcript has 2 exons. Bases 1 to 3783 code for a protein of 1260 amino acids. Lineage: Eukaryota; Fungi; Ascomycota; Dothideomycetes; Mycosphaerellales; Teratosphaeriaceae. Gene Ontology annotation, biological process: protein localization to kinetochore; mitotic sister chromatid biorientation; mitotic spindle assembly checkpoint signaling. The record is from RefSeq and is a predicted model, not a curated record.
AUGGAGUACGUGGAGGACAAGGAGAACACCUUGCCUCAGACGUCGAGCGACCCGCUACUGUUCAAGACUGGCACUCCCUCACCCCGGAGAGCGGCGCGGAAAGGUCGCAGCAAGAGCAUUGGCCCAGGAGGAUUCGGCGAAAUCCACGAUACCGCCAAACUAGACGCGAAACAGGUAGCGAAGAAUCGACGCAAGUCGACCUAUGUCCCGGCGACAAAGGCUAUCAUCUCUAGCGAUGUGGAAAAGGCGGAGCGACAAGCGGCGCGCCGCAAAACCCUAGCGAAUCGACGCGUCUCUUUUGCGCCAGAGGCCACUUUGCAUACCUGGGACGUGGUGGAAUUCAUGCGCGAUCAGACCACAUCUACCGACUCCUCCGAUUCGACGCGUAGGACCUCCAAGGGUUCUCCGUUCAAGAGAGCAACCACCCCCGAUUCCGAGAUGGAGGACGAGGACGACGAGGAUUCGGUGCAGGUGUCUAGUUCACCUGCGCAGCCGAAUAGGGCACGGCGAAACUCUGGCUUCCCAGCGCAGCUCAUGAGCGACUCUGAUGAUGGCUCGAGCGAUGCCGAGGAAGGCAGUGAAGGAUCUGAAGACGAUGCGCCUGGAUCGGAUGACGAUACUGGCACGGCCAUGAGUCUCGACCUCGACAAUGUCACCGCACAAUCUGUCGGUGCAAGUGAAGGAAACAGCACAGAUUCGAGCGGUCGUCUGGAAGCUGCAUUGCGGCAGGCCGCGGAGGCGGCGGGUACUCGUGGGAUCGAAUACGAUGAAUACGGCGAUGCUUCUAUGGAACUGGCCGGCGAUGAAGUCACGAAUGCUUUUAAGGCGUGGACAGAAGAUCGUGCGGCGAAUCAACCACCUGGUUCCGCAUCUCUGGAUCAAGAAAACGUCAAUCCGUUCUCGCCAGCGUUCAAAGCACAGCUUAUCUCGGGUGUCGUCAACCGUCCAGCAACUGUCGAGGAGGAGAACACCGGUGACUUGAGCAUGGACAUGACUCGGGCGGUGGGUGGGAUCAUUCGACAACCUCCUGCAAUGGAAGCCGAGACCUCGCUUCUUGGUGAUGGCACAAUGGAUCUGACUCAAGCUGUUGGCAAGAUACAACAGCAGCAACAGCAAGCGCCAUCGCCUCGUGGCCAGAAACGCCGCAGAUCGACGAACGAUGUGGGCUCUCCAGCAGCUGCAGUGUCUUCAAAUCAAUCGAAACGUCGAAGAUCAUCUGUCGCGCGCUCGUCCAUGGGUGGCGACGAUACGAUGGAUCUGACGAUGGCCAUGGGCCAUAUUAAGAGUAACGGCUCACCGACAAAAUCAGAACGUCGCAAGAGCGUUGGUCGGCGACGGUCUUCUGGAGUCACUUCCGAGCCGGAUGAAGCAACCAUGGACUUCACGCAAGCGGUUGGAGGUGUCAAGUCUGUGGCCCGAGCAGAACAUACCGGAUCGAGCUUUGACGAGAAUGAAGAGCUUACCAUGGAGCUGACUACAGUUCUUGGAGGGAUUCAAAGCAUUGGAAGGGUAGCAGCCAGCGCCCAGCCGAUGACACCUCAACAGCAAUCGCCAGUCAACCCAAAGGUCAACACAACUCCCAAGGACCAAGAGCGCUUCAAGGAUGCACCAGAUAGUGGGCCGAAGAAGCUUUUGACCCCAAUCUUCCAGAAGCAGGUGCUGCACUCCGCUGACAAGACUCGAUCAGGCGGCAAGUCUCAACAACUUGCCUCGCCAUCACGCAUCGCGUUUCCUGCUAUAGUUGGUACUCCACGAGCGGCGCCGCAGAGCAACACUGGGACACCGAAGUCCUCUCCAGCAAAGACUCAACUUACCACACCGCAAAAGCCUUCACUUCGCGACCACCAGUCCCCGGUCAAGUCCACGCCUAGAAUUACGCCUGUGCAGAGUCCGGCACGACCGCGCAACAGCGCAACGCCAGAUAGCGUGCAGCGGCAACAGCUUGAUGCACAGCUGCAUGACGUUCAGCAGUCUCCACCAGGCCAAAGGCAGCCGUCUCCUUCCCCAAUGAGGAUUCCCUCGACGCCUCAACAGCCGUCGGAACCAACCCAAGACGGGCGACGCCUGGCUGCCUCUAUCAAGCUGAUGUCUACGCCGAGGAAGGAGACUCUGAAGACCACGGUCACGCCCAAGCCGCAGCCGCAACCGAGUCCUCAAGUGGCGCCAGCAAGUAGGACGCGGCCCACCCCGAGGGCAAAGGCGAACGCGACCACCUCACCAGCCAAGCAACUCGGUGAGGACAUGGCCCGGAUCGCUGCUUCGGAUGGCAAUGCAGCCGAGAGGAUCCAGCUUCAAGAGUUCUUGGACGUCGCAGGCAUUCGCUUCAUGGAUCUGACAACUACCAAACGGCGAAUGACUACCGCAAUCACACCCUCCAAAGCGAAGAGAGCGGGCGAAUUGCAAACCGACGACGAAGAAAGCGAGGCGACUCUCGAGAGCGCGGUCGUAGCGGGCAGCUGCACUCUUCCUGAGCUUGAGAUGUACGAGCACGCAUGCCACGAACUGCGACGAUACAUUUCCGACGGGAAGCGCGUGGUCAAAGAGCUCGAGAGCGCGACGGCAAAGGACACGCCACCCCUGAUCCAAGCUUAUGUCGCCGCCGGGGCGAAGCGCAAGGCGGUAAUGGAUGCGCAGAUGCGCGACAUCAAGACGCAUGCCAGGUAUCGAAGCAAGGAGAUGUGGUAUGCGUGGCGUGCGCAGCUGCUGGAGGAUCUACUGAAGGCGUUGCAAGGCAUUGCGGAGCGGUCCUUCAAAGACGAUGAGACGCUGAAUAGUGCCGAAGCCGUCUUGGACGAAGUCUUGCCGGGCCUUGUUGAACAGCAGGAAGUACUGCAGCGGACGGCGGAGAAGCUUGAGCGAGAAGUCGCGGACACGAACGAAGAAGAUCAAGAGGAGCUGGAGGCGGCGAGAGAACGCUUGCUGGAGGCCGAUCAGCUGGUUCAAGAGAGACAGCGAGUCCUCGAAGAAUUGCAAGCCGAGUUUGACGAGCAGCAAGCAAAGGCGAACGACCUCCAGGAAACGAAGGAGGAAGUGGGCGCCGCUAUUCGCGAAGCGGACCGAGUGCGAGAAGCAUGUCGAGGCGUUUCCACCAACGAGAUCGCCAGUCUUCAGGCAUCCGUCCGGCAACUCGAAGACUCAUUAGGCUGGAGCAUGCGAUCUGCCUCGUCGUCUCCGCCAACAGUCACCAUGACCUACAAAUCGCAACUCCAACUCUACUUCCACCCCACCGCGUUUUCCACUCACCGCGCUGGCCAGCAGAACGCGCCCAUCAGCUUGAUCUACACCUCUUCCGACCAGCCGGGCACGACUCUUCGCUUCUUCCUCCAACUUCUCCGCGCCUCGCUGCAAGCCCUCCCGCAAUCCUCCACCCGCGUACCGAGUCUGUUGACUCUUGUUAGCAACGGCUGGGAAACGGCGUUGGCAGUGGCGGAAGCAGAGCGUCGCUUGAAUUUGGAGUUGCCGACGGAGUCUCGCAUCGUGUCGGAUGAGAAGUUGGCGGUUACGUCGUCGAUUCUCCUCCCGCGCGUCAGGUCGAAGGUGAGGGUCACGUUUGAGGUUGAGGCUUCUGUCGUUGGCGCUGUGGGUGAGGAUGAUGGGGAGAUGGAGGUGCGGACGAGCGUGGUGCCGAGUGUGAAGGUGGUUUAUGGGGAGGGGUAUAAUGAGAAGAAGAUGGGGGAGUUUGUCGCAAAGGGAAUUGCGGAGGGAAUGGAGGGGUGGGAUGCGACUGUGAGAGAGUUGCGGGAGAAGCUUAUCGCGAGAGGACCUAAAGGAGGGAGGCAGUAG